UAUGAAGAUGAAUAAUGCAGACCACUGGUUUCAAUGAUGCUGGGCUUUUGUAACUGGAUUCAUUAAGGAAUACAAAGAAAAUUCUUACCGGGAUCGAUAAUGGUGUCUUCUGGCUGCAGAAUGCAAAGUUUUUGGUUUCUGCUCAUUAUCAGCUUCCUGCAGUGUACUGAAGGUUUCAGCCGAGCAGCACUACCAUUUGGUUUGGUUAGGAGGGAGCUCUCCUGCGAAGGCUACUCCAUUGACCUCCGGUGUCCAGGAAGCGAUGUUAUUAUGAUAGAAAGUGCUAACUAUGGACGGACAGAUGACAAGAUUUGUGAUGCUGACCCUUUCCAGAUGGAGAACACAGAAUGCUUCCUUCCAGAUGCCUACAAGAUUAUGACACAAAGGUGCAACAACCGAACACAGUGUAUAGUAGUUACUGGGUCAGAUGUGUUUCCUGAUCCUUGUCCUGGAACAUACAAAUAUCUAGAAGUUCAGUAUGAAUGUGUUCCUUACAUUUUUGUUUGCCCGGGGACGUUGAAAGCAAUUGUGGACUCACCGUAUUUAUAUGAAGCUGAACAAAAAGCAGGUGCUUGGUGCAAAGAUCCUCUCCAGGCUGCAGAUAAAAUAUACUUCAUGCCAUGGACUCCGUAUCGCACUGAUACUUUGAUAGAAUAUGCUUCUUUAGAGGACUUCCAGAACGGACGCCAGCAGACGACGUAUAAACUCCCAAAUCGAGUGGAUGGUACCGGAUUUGUAGUGUAUGAUGGCGCUGUCUUUUUUAACAAGGAAAGAACUAGGAACAUAGUAAAAUUCGACUUGAGGACUAGAAUUAAGAGUGGAGAGGCCAUAAUCAAUUAUGCUAAUUACCACGACACCUCUCCGUACCGAUGGGGAGGAAAGACUGAUAUUGACUUGGCAGUUGAUGAAAAUGGCUUAUGGGUAAUUUACGCUACGGAGCAAAACAACGGGAUGAUCGUCAUUAGUCAGCUGAACCCCUACACCCUGCGUUUUGAAGCCACCUGGGAAACGACGUACGACAAGCGGGCAGCGUCCAACGCGUUCAUGAUCUGCGGGGUCCUGUACGUAGUGCGGUCGGUGUACCAGGACAACGAGAGCGAGACCGGCAGGGGAAUCUACAACACCAGGUUAAGCAGGGGCGAGCACGUGGAUGUUCCUUUCCCCAACCAGUACCAGUACAUCGCCGCAGUGGAUUACAACCCCAGAGACAACCAGCUGUACGUGUGGAAUAACAACUUCAUUCUGCGAUACUCGUUGGAGUUUGGCCCGCCUGAUCCUGCCCAAGGUAAGAUGCCUACCACAGCAGUGACAAUAACUUCUUCAGCAGAGCUAUACAAAACCACAGUGUCAACCACUAGCACUACAUCACAGAAAGGCCCCAUAAGCACAACAUUAGCUGGAGGAACAAAAGAAGGAAGCAGAGGACCCAAGCCACCGCCACCCGUUUCCACAACCAAAAUUCCUCCUGUGACAAGUUUUUUCCCUUUGCCAGAGAGAUUCUGUGAACCGACUGAGGCCAGGGGGAUUAGCUGGCCUCAGACACAAAGAGGAAUGAUGGUUGAACGCCCUUGCCCCAAAGGAACACGAGGAACUGCCUCCUAUCUCUGCGUGGUCUUAACGGGAACCUGGAACCCCAGAGGUCCUGAUCUUAGCAACUGCACCUCACACUGGGUAAAUCAGCUGGCUCAGAAGAUCAGAAGUGGAGAAAACGCCGCUAGUCUGGCCAAUGAACUGGCUAAACACACCAAAGGACCGGUCUUCGCUGGCGAUGUGAGUUCAUCGGUGAGGCUGAUGGAGCAGCUCGUGGACAUUUUGGAUGCUCAGCUGCAAGAGCUGCGGCCCAGUGAAAAGGACUCUGCAGGAAGGAGUUAUAACAAGCUCCAAAAACGAGAGAAGACAUGCAGGGCUUACCUUAAGGCAAUUGUGGAUACAGUGGACAACCUGCUCAGGCCUGAAGCUCUGGAGUCCUGGAAGGACAUGAAUUCUUCAGAACAAGCCCAUGCAGCCACGAUGCUACUCGAUACGUUGGAAGAAGGGGCUUUUGUCUUGGCUGAUAAUCUCUUGGAACCAACCAGAGUCUCAAUGCCCACAGAAAAUAUUGUUUUGGAUGUUGCAGUGCUCAUUACCGAGGGCCAGGUGCAGGACUUGAAAUUUCCUCAGGGCAGUAAGGGAGGCAACUCAAUUCAGCUCUCUGCAAGCACCGUGAAACAGAACAGCAGGAACGGAUUAGCAAAACUGGUUUUCAUCAUCUACAAAAGUUUGGGGCGUUUUCUCAGUACUGAAAAUGCAACCAUAAAGCUGGGCAGCGACUUUGCAGGGCGGAAUAGCACAAUCGCAGUCAACUCCCACGUCAUUGCAGCCUCUAUCAACAAGGAGUCGAGCCGGGUGUACCUGACCGAUCCGGUGCAUUUUACGCUGGAGCACAUUGAUCCUGACAAUUACUUCAAUGCAAAUUGUUCCUUCUGGAACUACUCGGAGAGGACUAUGAUGGGAUACUGGUCAACUCAAGGCUGCAAACUGGUUGACACAAAUAGGACUCAUACGACGUGUGCUUGCAGUCACCUCACCAAUUUCGCAAUUCUUAUGGCUCAUCGGGAAAUUGUGUACAAAGAUGGAGUGCACGAAUUGCUCCUCACUGUCAUCACCUGGGUGGGAAUUGUCAUCUCUCUUGUUUGCCUGGCCAUCUGCAUCUUCACAUUCUGUUUUUUCCGUGGCCUGCAAAGUGAUCGUAACACUAUUCACAAGAACCUUUGUAUCAACCUAUUCAUUGCUGAGUUCAUUUUCCUAAUAGGCAUCGAUAAGACAGAGUACAAGAUUGCAUGUCCAAUAUUCGCAGGUCUCUUACACUUUUUCUUCCUGGCAGCCUUUGCCUGGAUGUGUCUAGAAGGAGUGCAGCUUUAUCUAAUGUUAGUAGAAGUAUUUGAAAGUGAAUAUUCUAGGAAGAAGUACUAUUAUGUUGCUGGCUACCUCUUCCCUGCUACGGUGGUUGGUGUCUCAGCAGCUAUUGACUAUAAGAGCUACGGAACAGAGAAAGCUUGCUGGCUCCAUGUAGAUAACUAUUUUAUCUGGAGUUUCAUUGGACCCGUUACCUUUAUUAUUCUGCUGAAUCUUAUCUUCCUGGUGAUCACAUUGUGCAAAAUGGUGAAGCACUCAAACACUUUGAAACCAGACUCUAGCAGGUUGGAAAACAUUAAAUCCUGGGUCCUGGGUGCGUUUGCUCUCCUGUGUCUCCUUGGCCUAACGUGGUCAUUUGGCCUGCUGUUCAUCAAUGAGGGGACCGUUGUGAUGACCUAUCUCUUCACAGUAUUUAAUGCUUUCCAAGGAAUGUUUAUUUUCAUCUUUCAUUGUGCCCUUCAAAAGAAA
This is a messenger RNA of Mesitornis unicolor (brown roatelo), 3363 nucleotides long. Its product is annotated as latrophilin-2-like. Gene Ontology annotation, biological process: cell surface receptor signaling pathway; adenylate cyclase-activating G protein-coupled receptor signaling pathway; brain development. The record is from RefSeq and is a predicted model, not a curated record. Gene Ontology annotation, cellular component: membrane; neuron projection. NCBI's taxonomy places the organism in Eukaryota, Metazoa, Chordata, Aves, Mesitornithiformes, Mesitornithidae. Gene Ontology annotation, molecular function: carbohydrate binding; G protein-coupled receptor activity.